Phaethon lepturus (White-tailed tropicbird) is the source of this 2208-nucleotide messenger RNA. RefSeq names its product p21 protein (Cdc42/Rac)-activated kinase 7 (gene PAK5). Lineage: Eukaryota; Metazoa; Chordata; Aves; Phaethontiformes; Phaethontidae. Gene Ontology annotation, molecular function: protein serine/threonine kinase activity; ATP binding. The transcript has 9 exons. The coding region runs from base 43 to 2208 and encodes 721 amino acids. Gene Ontology annotation, cellular component: cytoplasm. Gene Ontology annotation, biological process: apoptotic process; cytoskeleton organization; intracellular signal transduction. The record is from RefSeq and is a predicted model, not a curated record.
UUGGAGGCUGUCAGGAGGAAUUAAGUUAAGGAUUUUUCCACCAUGUUUGGAAAGAAGAAGAAAAGGCUUGAAAUUUCUGGGCCCUCUAACUUCGAGCAUCGGGUUCACACUGGCUUUGACCACCGGGAGCAGAAGUUCACCGGACUACCUCAGCAGUGGCACAGCUUGCUGGCGGACACGGCAAACAGGCCAAAGCCUAUGGUGGAUCCCUCAUGCAUCACUCCCAUCCAGCUCGCGCCUAUGAAGACUAUUGUUAGAGGAAAUAAGCCUCGAAAGGAUACUUCGAUCAACGGCCUGCUGGAAGAGUUUGACAAUAUUUCGGUGACACGAUCCAAUUCCCUGCGGAAGGAAAGUCCUCCCACCCACCACCAAGGAAACGCAAACCAUGUGCCAAGGCACCAGGAGGAAAAUGGUUAUAUCACGUAUUCCCAGUACUCCAGUGAGUCAGACACUACAACAGACUAUGUGGUGGAAAAAUAUCGAGACAAGACUCUUUACGGGGAAGAGGUAGACAGGUACUACAAAGGGAGCUAUGUCGCCAAGCAGAAUGGGCACAUGAUGAAGGUGACUUCCCGGGACAUCUAUUAUUCAGAAGCGACGCCCCUGCAGUCAGACCUCUCCAGGUUCCUCCCAGAUUACCACGCGCACCUGGAGACAAAACCCAAACCGCUGGAAUACGGUGGCCUAAAGCUGGAGCAUCAGCACUUCCUUAGCGGAUCCUCCCUGGACUAUAGAGAUCCCUUUCCUUACACUCCAUCCCGAGCAUCGGUGCAGAGUGAGUGCCCUAAGGAGAGGCUGGAGUACAGCGACUGGGGGCACGGCCUGGGCAAGGAUGACUAUGACAAGAGGCCGAAGUCAUCCUAUGUGGACCCAGCGAGCCCUCAGCCAGCGAUGAGGCAGAGGUCCAGGUCAGGCUCUGGUCUGCAGGAGCCGGCCAUGCCCUGUGGAGCGAGCGCUUUUAAAGCGCACCAGCAAGGACAUUCCUACAGCUCCUACACCUACCCCCGCUUGUCCGAAACCGCAGCAGGCAUUCCCAAGGUGGAUUACGAUCGAGCGCAGCUGGUCGUUAGCCCACCGCUCUCUGGAUCGGACACCUACCCCAGGGGCCCAGUAAAGCUACCUCAAAGUCAGAGCAAAGUCAGCUAUUCCAGCAGCAGCUACCAGUACCCGCUGGUCUACCACAAAGCGUCCCACUAUCACCAACCGUCUCUCCAGCCCAGCUCUCCCUAUAUUUCUACCGCCUCCUACCCCAGCUCCCCAAGUAUCACAUCAAGUGCUUAUCCUCCACCCAGCUGGGGAUCCUCCUCAGACCAGCAGCCCUCUAGGGUGUCCCACGAACAGUUCAGAGCUGCCCUGCAGCUUGUGGUCAGCCCCGGUGACCCCCGGGAGUACUUGGACAACUUCAUCAAGAUCGGGGAGGGCUCCACGGGGAUUGUCUGCAUCGCCACCGAGAAGCACACAGGAAAGCAAGUCGCCGUGAAGAAGAUGGAUCUCAGGAAACAGCAGAGAAGAGAGCUGCUCUUUAAUGAGGUUGUAAUCAUGAGAGAUUACCAUCAUGAAAACGUGGUUGACAUGUACAACAGUUACCUUGUUGGCGAUGAGCUGUGGGUUGUGAUGGAGUUUCUGGAGGGCGGCGCUUUGACAGAUAUAGUGACUCACACCAGGAUGAAUGAGGAGCAGAUAGCGACUGUCUGCCUGUCCGUCCUGAGAGCCCUGUCCUACCUGCACAACCAAGGCGUCAUCCACCGUGACAUCAAAAGCGACUCCAUCCUUCUCACAAGCGACGGGAGGAUAAAAUUGUCCGACUUUGGGUUCUGCGCCCAGGUGUCAAAGGAGGUCCCCAGGAGGAAGUCGCUGGUUGGGACGCCGUACUGGAUGGCACCGGAGGUGAUAUCCCGCCUGCCCUAUGGCACUGAGGUGGAUAUCUGGUCCCUGGGCAUCAUGGUGAUAGAGAUGAUAGACGGCGAACCUCCCUACUUCAACGAGCCACCGCUGCAGGCCAUGCGCCGAAUCCGGGAUAACUUACCGCCUCGGGUGAAGGACAUGCACAAGGUCUCCUCAGUCCUCCGGGGUUUCUUGGACUCGAUGCUGGUGCGGGAGCCCUCGCAGAGAGCCACGGCGCAGGAACUGUUGAGACACCCCUUUCUCAAACUGUCUGGGCCCCCUUCUUGCAUCGUACCCCUCAUGAGGCAGCACAGGCACCGCUGA